AUGGAUGACAACGUCAAAAAGCACUAUCUGGCAGACUCGCCUCCCUCGGUGGUCAGACUAGAAAUCAAGUCACACUUCGACUCCCUCCAGAGUGAUUCCCUUAGAAAAUAUGCCCACUAUAUGAGCCGAGCGGCAUUUGAAGGAACUCGUAUUACAUUGCGUCAAGUUUCCCCCGAGUCUGAGCCCAUCUAUGAUCUCAUAAUUUCCCUUCACCAUGCUUGCAAUGGCAACUGGAAUAGCUUGGCUCAAAAGACCCAAGUCAGUGAUGAGCAUCUCCGCUUCUUCCUUGAAUAUGCAACUCAGUUCUUGGGUAACUGCGGUAACUACAAAGGCUUUGGUGACUCCAAGUUCAUUCCCCGUUUGCCCCUCUCUGCUUUUGAAACGCUGUCAUCCAUCACACCUGAAACCAAGACAGCUUUCCAAAAAGCAAACACCACCGGAGGGGGUAUCUACGAGACUACUGAGCAGUCCAUGAUGCACCUUGGUUACCCCACUAGCGGUCACAUGACCACUUAUUAUCCUGAUUCACCUACCAUCACCAAGGACGAGAUUACCAUUAUUGGAAAUCUGAUGGAGAAGAAGGGUCUCGCAUUGGAGAACACAAGAAUUCGCAAGACCACGUCGGGUGAUUUCGAACUUCUCAUCGCAUCGGGUGUCUCAAAUCCCCCGGUGAGAGAUCGCGAUCUCGGAGAUUUGGCUACCUUUGAACUAGAUGGGAGCUUGGAAGGAAAAUCGGUGCGCCUUGUGUUUGGGGAUUACCAGGAGGAGAUGGCGAAGAUUGCCCACUCCAUCAAGCAGGCAGGACUAAACGCCGCAAAUGAUAACCAGAAGCGGAUGUUAGAGUCCUAUGCUCGAACAUUCGGUACGGGAUCUAUUGAGGCAUUCAAAGAGAGCCAGCGCAUUUGGGUGAAAGACCAGAAGCCUGUUUUGGAAACAAACUUGGGCUUUGUGGAGACUUACCGUGACCCCCAUGGAGUGCGUGGAGAGUGGGAAGGCUUGAUUGCUUUGGUUAACAUGGAGCGAACAAGAGCAUUCGGAGCACUGGUUGACAGUGCCGAAAGCAUGAUCCCCAAGCUGCCCUGGGGUACGGACUUUGAGAAAGACAAGUUUCUCAGCCCGGACUUUACUUCACUCGAGGUGCUUAGCUUCGCCGGGUCGGGAAUUCCUGCCGGUAUCAAUCUUCCCAAUUACGAUGAUAUCCGCCAAAACUUAGGCUUUAAGAACGUGUCCCUGGGUAAUGUUCUGAGUGCCAAGGCCCCCAAUGAACCUAUUCCUUUCGUUGCCGAGGCGGAUCAGGAGGUUUACCGCCGAUGCCGCGAUCCUGCCUUUGAAGUUCAGGUUGGUAUCCACGAACUUCUCGGUCACGGAACUGGCAAGUUGCUGCAAGAAACAGCCCCUGGAGAAUACAACUUUGAUGUUUCCAAUCCUCCGAUUAGUCCCGUGACGAACAAGCCCGUGGCAAGCUGGUACAAGCCCGGCCAAACCUGGAGCUCGGUAUUCGGGGCUAUCGCUGGGUCAUAUGAAGAAUGCCGUGCUGAGUGUGUGGCUAUGGUGCUGGGCUGUGACUUUGAAAUUCUAAAGAUCUUUGGCUUUGGGGAUGGCACUGAAGAUAUGAGCAACGAAGCUGGCGACGUCCUGUUCGCCGCUUACCUGCAAAUGGCUCGUGCCGGUCUGGUUGCAUUGGAGUUCUGGGACCCCAAGACUCAAAAGUGGGGCCAGGCUCAUAUGCAGGCUCGCUAUAGUAUCCUCCGCACUUUCCUCAGUGCAGGUGACAACUUUGUCAAGUUGUCGUACACCAAGGAGGAUCUAUCAGACCUGGAGAUCCAUCUGGAUCGUUCUAAGAUUCUAACCCAUGGACGACCUGCCGUGGAGAAGUACCUACAGAAGCUUCAUGUGUACAAGAGCACUGCGGAUGUUCAAGCAGGUAAGGCCUUGUAUGAUGAGAUCACAUCUGUGGACAGCUGGUGGGGAACUCAGGUCCGUGAAGUUGUCUUGAAGAACAAGGUUCCUCGAAAGGUCUUUGUGCAAGCCAACACGAUCCUAGAGGGAGACAAGGUGACCCUGAAGGAAUAUGAGCCGACUUUAGAAGGCCUGAUCCAGAGUUACGUCGACCGCAAGGUAUAA
Penicillium verhagenii is the source of this 2124-nucleotide messenger RNA. RefSeq names its product dipeptidyl-peptidase III. The transcript is spliced from 3 exons. The coding region runs from base 1 to 2124 and encodes 707 amino acids. The record is from RefSeq and is a predicted model, not a curated record. Gene Ontology annotation, biological process: proteolysis. Lineage: Eukaryota; Fungi; Ascomycota; Eurotiomycetes; Eurotiales; Aspergillaceae. Gene Ontology annotation, cellular component: cytoplasm. Gene Ontology annotation, molecular function: metalloexopeptidase activity; dipeptidyl-peptidase activity.